AGCAAGUCGCGCCCGCGAUUCAGGCGGGCAGCUUGAGCGGCUGAGGCGGGGAGGUUGGAAUCGGGAGACGUGAGUUCUGCGGAAGAAACGGACUGCGGCGGACUCGCGAGCCCGACCGCGUCUUUCCGGCUGCAGUGAUGGCUCAAGAAGCAAUGGAAUAUGAUGUUCAGAUGCAGUUAGAUCAUAAUGCUCUAGGACAACUUGCUCCAGCUGAACUUGUCAGCAGCCUACAGGGACCACCCUUACUUCAGCCUGCUCCUGCUGAAGGGGUCAGCAGCCAAGAGGGACCACAUCUGCUGCAGCCUGCUCCUGCUGAAGUGGUCAGCAGCCAAGAGGGACCACGUCUACUGCAGCCUGCUCCUGCUGAAGUGGUCAGCAGCCAAGGGGAACCACACCUGCUGCAGCCUGCUCCACAGGUGUCCAUUGACCUGACAGAGGAAGUGGGAGAAGAGAAUGUGGAGAACAUCAAUCCAGGAACUUCAGAGGAGCAUAGGCAGGAAUCUGAUGCUAACCCCACCAUCCGAGUGGCUUCAUUGCACUCAGUGAGCAGCUUCAUUAAUGGGCUACAGAGACUUCAUGGCAUGCUAGAAUUCCUGAGACCCCCUUCAGACUACAAUGUGGGGCCAGUAAGAGCCAGAAGGAGGAGAGGGACUGCUUCACGCAGAGCGAGAACCGGAGGGUCUCAGAGGACGGACAGUGCCAGGUCCAGAGCACCACCAUUGGAUGCUUACUUUCAAGUGAGCAGGAGCCAACCUUCUUUGCCAACUACUUCUCAUGAUUCAGGGGCUAGCAAUCCUGUAUCUGAAGACUUGCAGGUACCAAGUAGUUCUGAUUCUGACAAUGAAAGUUCCAUAGAGUAUGAAGAGGUGGUUGUGCAGGCAGAACCUGAAGCUGCCAUUUUGGAAGAACAACCAGGAGGUGAUUCAGCAGAGCAAGAAGUUAUAUGUAGUGGUGGAAGAGACACAUUCCCCAAGCAGCAGUCUCCCCAGAAGUCCAGUUCGCUGCUGCCUUCAGCUUCUACAGAUGAGGAAGAAGAAGGGGACACUUGCACAAUAUGUUUAGAACAGUGGACUAAUGCUGGGGAUCACCGGCUUUCUGCUUUACGCUGUGGGCACCUCUUUGGGUUUAGGUGCAUUUCUAAAUGGCUCAAAGGACCGACACGAAAAUGUCCCCAGUGCAACAAGAAAGCCAAGCACAGUGACAUUGUUGUCCUUUAUGCCCGAACCCUGAGAGCUUUGGACACUAGUGAACACGAGCGCAUGAAAAGUACCUUACUACAGGAGCAGAUGUUAAGGAAGCAGGCAGAGUUAGAAACAGCACAGUGCCGGCUCCGACUUCAAGUCCUCACUGAGGAAUGCACUAAGCUUCAUAAUCGUGUCAAGGACUUGCAAAAACUUAUUCUGCAACAUCGGGAUCAGAUCUUACUGAACUCCCAAGGACAAUUCCUAAGCGGCUCCCCCUCCAAACUGCCCGAGCACAAGUACUAUUUCCAGAAGACCUUCACAGUGUCUGAGAGUGGAAACUGCCGCAUUAUGACCUACUGUGAUGCUCUGAACUGCCUGGUGGUGUCACAACCUUCUCCUCAAGCUACCUUUGUUCCAGGCUUUGGUGUUAAGAUGUUCAGUACUGCCAACAUGAAAAGCAAUCAGUACAUUCCCAUGCAUAGCAAACAGAUCCGAGGACUGGCUUUUGGCAAUCAGUCCAAAGGCUUACUUCUCUCUGCUUCCCUAGAUAACACUGUUAAACUGACCAGCCUGGAGACAAAUACGGUGGUCCAGACUUACAAUGCUGGACGUGCUGUCUGGAGCUGCUGCUGGUGUCUUGAUGAAAACAAUUACAUCUACGCUGGACUGGUCAAUGGUUCAGUUCUGGUAUAUGACCUUCGAAACACGAGUUGUUAUGUCCAGGAAUUAGUACCUCAAAAAGCCAGAUGCCCACUGGUGUCCCUGUCAUACAUACCCAGAGCUGCCUCGGCUGUAUUUCCAUAUGGUGGAGUGUUGGCUGGAACCUUGGAGAAUGCUACCUUCUGGGAGCGAAAAACGGGCUCUUCUCAUCAGCCUCACGUGCUGCCCAUAGAGCCAGGGGGCUGCAUAGACUUUCAGACAGAAAGCAGCACCCGACACUGUCUUGUGACCUACAGGCCUGAUAAAAAUCACAACACCUUACGAAGUGUUCUGAUGGAGAUGUCCUACAAGCUGGACGACGCUGGAGAGCCAGUCUGCUCCUGCUAUCCUGUACAGACAUUUCUUGGGGGGCGCACUUGCAAACUACUGACCAAAAAUGCUCUUUUCCAAAACCCAGAGAAGAGUGGCAGCAUCCUGGUGUGUAUUGGGGAUGAAGCAUCAUAUUCUGCCCUGGUAUGGGAUGCUAGCAGCGGCUCCUUGCUGCAGGGUCUGCCGACUGAUCAGCCUGUCUUGGACAUCUGUCCAUUUGAGGUGAACCAUAGCAGCCACGUGGCUACCUUAACAGAGAAGAUGGUUCAGAUCUAUAAGUGGGAGUGACCAUGGUCUUGAAACUUACAUUGCAUUGCCACUGGUUAAUGUUCAAUGUUGUUUGCUAGCAUCUAACAGCCUUGAGCAAGAUCCCUCCUUAUUGUCUGGCCUAGAACUUUUGGGAACAUGAUUCCUUUGGUUUAGUAUGAUUGUAAGACUCCAGGUUACUAAAACUACAGAUUGUGUAUUAUGUCCAUCAAAAGAGUAAGUGACUGUUAUUGUCUACAUUGUCCAUUUCUUGGGUUAAAAGCCUUCAUGAGUCUUUGUGGAGAAUCGAUACUUUCAUUCAGACUGUUUGCUGGACCGCAGAGAGUAUCUUCCCAGCAGUCAUUUAGGAUAUGAUUGUGCACCAACCAUGUUCUAGGCCCUGUUUGAGUGGUCUUGUCACAUGGGCUAUUUGGUUUGGGAAUGCUUAUGUCCCUAAAGGGACUAACCAUUUGAUGCUGCUUGGAUGCAAGUGGAUGCAGAAUUUUUCAGUUGAACACAAGCGGGCAUUAUAGAACCUUGUGUAGGAUUUUAUCUAUUUCUGACCUUGUGGGCUGACAUUUUAGUAACUCAGUCUCAUCCCCAUAGAAGCGUGUGGUAGAGCACAUCUGGUCUAUUUUGUGGCAGCCACGGUUAUGUUCCAGUUGUGCAGUUGCUAGAAUAUGAGCAAGCUCUAUGAUGGAGGCAGCUGUAAUGAGCUAUUGACAACUUUCCUAAUGCUGAAGGCAUUCAGCUCAUUGCAUUGUGAGAGCCAAGGAAAGAGGCCAGUUGUUUGAGCAGUGGGGAAGACAUUUUUGUAGCCAGCCUAAGAUCUCAGGGAUAGUUUUAUACAAACCAGUGCUUUGAAGACCAUUCCUUUUCCCUCUCAUUAGGAAAAGAUGAGCAAGCAAUAUGUUAAAGCUCUUGAAUCUCUUAGUAUCAUAUUAGGAGUAAUGGGCUAACUUUGCAAAAGAGACUUACAAAAGAGAAGCUGCUCAGACUGCUGCUGAAAAUAGGAGAAGGGCCUUUCACUUUCAGUUCUGAAAGUUCCCAUCUGAAUAAAGCCACCCCUUCGGAGUGAGAGGCUGUUCUUGAGCAUGUUUAGAAUUCCCAUGUAAAGCCUUCCCCAUGUGAAAAUGAUGUCUGAUUCCAAGUUUCAUUCAUAUACAUAUAUAUAUCAUAUAUAUAUAUAGAAAACACAUUUUUAUUGAUUUUUAGAGAGAGAGAGGAAAGGAGAGGGAGAGAGAGAGAAACAUCUAUGUAAAAGUGAAACAUUGAUCAGCUGCCUCCCGCAGGCCCCCCUUCUGGGGAUUGAGCCACACCCUGGCUAUGUGUCAUGACCAGCAGUGGAACCUGCAAUUCUUCUGUGCACAGGAUGAAACCCAACCAACUGAGCUACACUGGCCAGGGCCCAAGUUUCUUUGAUUUGCCUCUCUUCCUAAACUUUGCUAAGUGUUGGGGGAAAUGGUUAUUCAUUUUAACUCUGGAAUGUCCACAUUUGAGUCCUGUACUUUUCUCCAGUAGAGGGCUCAGGAGUGUGAUUUUUCUUAAAAUAAUUGUAGGAACGUUAUUAUUUUUAUUUCAAAAUAGUUCUGACCUGUCAUCUCCUGAGCCAUUUCCAGCAUUUCUCACCAGGAAGGGGUUAUUGCAGAUUUCCCCAGAGUUCCAAAUUCUACUUGUGCCUUUUAAAAAUGGCGUCCUCCUAUUUAUUUAAAAAAAAAAAAAAGCCAGUUUCCAGGGUCUGGGAAAGACCCCCCCCCCUUUCCUCAGAGGAUAUACUCCUUUUGAUAUGUUGAUGAUUUGAUUGCCCAGGCCUAAAGCUUCAGUGGCAGAAUGGGAUUUGAAUUAAAAAGCAGAGCACAUCUGGUUUCAGUAGACUGUCACAGAGAGGGAUGCAGGUGGUCAGACCCUGUCUGCCUUUUGUCUUAGACAGCAUUAGUAUUUGAAGUACACUCAAGGGAUGCCGAUUGAUUGGCCUAAGCAUAGGAACCAAGGGACUCAUUACUAGGGAGGUUGGGUGAAUCUCAACUCUUGCCAGUCCUUGGGUUCCUUCAGUAAAUUUGUAUGUUUUAGAAACAAAUUCAUGUGACUGGUUUCUCCAAAGGGAAAAACCUCACCUUUAGCCUCCCUGCCCCCCUGCACCUGGCAGGAGAUUGCAUUUGUUGAUCCAGGCUCUGGUGUCCUGUAUAGCGCCAGGCCCUGCCAUGUUUCUUCAUUCCUGUCUCCCAGGUUGUUUUCCCAUUUGAGGAUUUGGAGUUAAGCAAACUCAAAACAUCUUGUUUUAUAUAUCCUUGUACCUGCUUUGAAAACAGAGCAAUGUUUGUGUUUUAUAUUUUAUUGUUAAUUUGAAAAUAAAGAAUUUGCUGUGUGUAACAG
This is a messenger RNA of Myotis lucifugus (little brown bat), 4832 nucleotides long. It is a transcript of the gene RFWD3, whose product is annotated as ring finger and WD repeat domain 3. The transcript has 13 exons. The record is from RefSeq and is a predicted model, not a curated record. Gene Ontology annotation, molecular function: protein binding; ubiquitin protein ligase activity. Gene Ontology annotation, cellular component: nucleus; site of double-strand break. Bases 138 to 2501 code for a protein of 787 amino acids. Gene Ontology annotation, biological process: protein ubiquitination; double-strand break repair via homologous recombination; interstrand cross-link repair. NCBI's taxonomy places the organism in Eukaryota, Metazoa, Chordata, Mammalia, Chiroptera, Vespertilionidae.